This is a messenger RNA of Myiozetetes cayanensis, 5270 nucleotides long. It is a transcript of the gene CEP63, whose product is annotated as centrosomal protein 63. Lineage: Eukaryota; Metazoa; Chordata; Aves; Passeriformes; Tyrannidae. Gene Ontology annotation, cellular component: centriole. The coding region runs from base 2793 to 4925 and encodes 710 amino acids. The transcript is spliced from 15 exons. The record is from RefSeq and is a predicted model, not a curated record. Gene Ontology annotation, biological process: de novo centriole assembly involved in multi-ciliated epithelial cell differentiation; centriole replication.
GCAGUCACCUCACAGGCUUAAGCUGCGCCGGGGGAUGCUGAGGUCGGACAGUGGGAAGAAAUUCUCCACGGAAAGGGCUGUCCAGCGUUGGCAGGGACUGCCCAGGGAGGGGGGGGACUCCACUCGGUGCUCUGAGCUGGGGAACAAAGUGAUGUUCGGUCAUAGCUUGGACUCAGCGAUCCUGGAGGUCUUUUCCGACCUGAUUACGUUAUUCUUCCCCCGAUGACGAGUGGUUUUCACACGGCUCCUGCCGUAGGUGGCAUUCCGGCCACUGGCACGUCUCUGGCAGUGCUUUUGGGAAGUUGUUGCUGCUUUUCUGUUCAUUGUAAGCAUGUUUCCAGCAACACUUCGAAAUUGCAUCUUUCUGUGCUUUUAAAUGCAAAGUAAUCCCAGUCUUUUCUUAAGGGCAUUAUUCUUAAGUCCUCCUGUGUAUUGUCUGGUUUUCUACACUUGAAUCUACUACAGUUCUGUCUCGAGUUGGGAUGAUAAGCCUUGUUUAUUUUUAAAUGUUUUUGGUGUUUGUUUGUUUGUUUUUUCCAAAUGUUUCCAUUUUCUUCACUUUUUCAGAAGUGACCAGUCAGCUGUCCUUGCUUCAGCUGUAGUUAAUGAGGGAGAUUGUCCUCUCUUGUGGUAGCUGUGGGGUCUUUACUUCGGGUGCCUGUGAUUUGCUGUGACUAAAGGCAACUUCUCUGGGCCUCUACACUGGCACUAUGUGACCUGCAAGCUUGAGAGGCCAAAAUUUAGUACUAAACAAUGAACCUGAUGAAGCAUAAACCAGGUAGAGAUGUCUGAUUUUAAGGCUUUUCCCCAAAACCUGGGUAAGGUGGCAGCAAAUUUGCUGAUGACACCAAGUUGGGAGGGAGUGUCAACCUACUAGAAGGCAGGAGGGCUCUGCAGAGGGAUCUGGAUAGACUGGAGAGUUGGGCUGACUCCAGUGGGAUGAAGUUCAACAAGGCCAAGUGCCGGGUCCUGCACUUUGGCCACAACAACCCCUGCAGCGCUACAGGCUGGGCACAGAGUGGUUGGAGAAUAACCAGGCAGAAAGGGACCUGGGGGUGCUGAUCGACAGGAGGCUGAACAUGAGCCAGCAGUGUGCACAGGUGGCCAAGAAGGCCAAUGGCAUCCUGGCCUGCAUCAAGAACAGUGUGGCCAGCAGGAGCAGGGAAGUGAUCCUUCCCCUGUACUCUGCGUUGGUGAGGCCACACCUUGAGUAUUGUGUUCAGCUCUGGGCCCCUCAGUUCAGGAAGGAUAUUGAGGUGCUGGAGCGGGUCCAGAGAAGAGCAACCAGGCUGGUGAAGGGACUUGAGCACAAGUGCUGUGGGGAGAGGCUGAGGGAGCUGGAUUUGUUUAGUCUAGAGAAGAGAAGGCUUAGAGGUGACCUCAUCACCCUCUUCAACUACCUGAGAGGAGGUUAUAGCCAGGUGGGGGUUGGUCUCUUCUCCCAGGCAACCAACAACAGGACAAGGGGACAUGGGCUCAAGCUCUGCCAGGGGAAGUUUAGGUUAGAUGUUAGGAAGAAAUUCUUUACAGAGAGGGUAAUCAGGCAUUGGAACGGCCUGCCCAGAGAGGUGGUGGAUUCAUCAUCCCUGGAGGUUUUUAAAAAGAGAUUGGACAUGGCCCUUAGUGCCAUGAUAUAGUAAUUGGAGUUGGAUCAGGGGUUGGACUUGAUGAUCUUGGAGGUCUUUUCCAACCCAAUCUCUUCUAUGAUUCUAUGAUUCUAGGUAUGCAAAGCUGGCAGAGUCAGGUGUACUGUGGGGGCCCUGCUUAAAGGAUGAUAGAAGCAAGGGCAUGUCAUGGUAGGACAGUGCUAGAUUGGAUACUAGGAAGGAAUUCUUCCCUUUGAGGUACUGAAGCCCUGGCACAGGUUGCCCCAUCCCUGGAAUUGUUCAAGGCCAGGUUGGAUGGGGCUUGGAGCAACCUGGGCUAGUGGAAGGUGUCCCUGCCUGUGGCAGGGAAUGGAACAAGAUGAUUUUUAAGGUCCCUUCUAACCCAAACUGUUCUAAGAUUCUAUGCUCUCUGUCUCCUCAUCUCUCUGCCCACUGAAAAUUGAUUCUGUGUAGGUGUGAUUAGAAUGGUAGGGAAGAGCUCUUGCUGCCUGAUGUCUGCUGUUGCCACCUGGAGAACUUUUGGAAUGCUGUCAGCAGCUCAGGGGAUGUGCUCAUCUGCUCUGCUCAGCACCCUGCCCUCAGCAGUACCAUGGAGGUGUUCUGCAUACUGAUGGAGUUUUGUUAAGCACAGGCAGGACCAAAGAGAGACAAAACACUAUCAGAAUAGGGAUAGGAUUUUUUUUCUGUAUAUUUUCUGUGUGAGUGUGAUUUAAAACGCAGCAGAACUCCCAAGGACAGGCUUUAAUCCCUGGAUGGUGUUUAAAGUGCUCUAGAAGAGGAUAGAAGGUUCUUAGGGAAGUGAAAGCAGAGCUGAGCCUACUUUUUAAAAAGUCUCCCUUGCUGUGACCUGUUCCCCUUUUGUUGAUUGCUAAAUGAUGCUGUAUUAAUCUUUGAGGAAGAUGUUGGAAGGAUCCAUCUCCAAUACUUGAGACAGUGUGUAGGUUUUGGAAAGAGAAGCUGGUGUUAAUACCUCCACAGGGUGAAACCAAAGUCUCUGUCCUCGGGAUGAGUUUAACCAUUUUUAUGUUAGAGAGCUGCAGUUUCAUGGAGGAGCCACUGAAAUAAAUUCUGGAUUUCUGGCCAUGGUUCCAUGCUGGGUGGAGAAGCAGCCUUGUUCGUGCAUUGCCAUGGGUGACUGCUGCUUUCCUGUGCUUCCCUAGCUGCUGAAGCCACCAGGAUUUGGUGAUGGAGGCUUUGCUGGAAGGAAUGCAGAGAAAUGAGCAGGGGAGCGGUGGGUUCCUGACCUCCUGCGAGGCCGAGCUGCAGGAGCUGAUGAAGCAGAUCGACAUCAUGGUGGCUCACAAGAAGUCUGAGUGGGAAGGGCAGACGCAGGCUUUGGAAGCUCGCCUGAGUGCUCGGGAGCAGGAGCUUUCCUCUGCCAGGGCUGCUCUGCAGGAAAGACAGAAGGAGGUUGGCGUGUUGCGGCGCCAGGUCGAAGAGGUGGAAAAAUCCAAGCAGGGCAUGGUUAGAGAGUAUGAACAACAGCUGAAGGCGUUCCAAGAGGAGUUGUCCCGGCUGAGGAGGAGCUAUGAGAAGCUGCAGAAGAGAAAAGCAAGGGGAGGCAGAGGAGAUGCUAACAAGGGACAAGAAGAAGAUGAGUUUGAAUUGAGCAGACUGACCAGGAAGCUGGAGGAGUUCCGACAGAAAUCACUCGAGUGGGAGAAGCAGCGCCUGCAGUACCAGCAGCAGGUGGCAUCGCUGGAGGCUCAGCGCAAGGCAUUGGCAGAGCACUCCGAGCUCGUGCAGACCCAGCUUGCCAAUCGGAAGCAGAUUCUGGACUCGGUGGAGCUGGCCAGCCAGUCGGAAAUCCAGCACUUAACCAGCAAGCUGGAGAGGGCCAAUGACACCAUCAGCGCCAAUCAGCUGGAGGUGGAGAGGCUAAACAUGAGAGUGGAUGACCUGAGUGAGAACAACCGACAGAUUCUGGCAGAUCAGCAAAGAGUGCAAGAGGAAUUGAGGCAGUCCAAGAAAAUGGUAGAGGUGCUGCAGGAUGAGAAGAGGGAACUGAAAGCCACCUUGCAGUCUCAGGAAGAUUUCAUUGACAGCUCCAAGCUGCAGCAGGAACAGUUACAGAAAGAGCUGGCCAGGAUGACUGAAACUCUUCACACAAAGGAAUUCCUCAUCAGGGCCCUGGAGGAACGCUUGCAAGGGCAGCGGUUGCCUUCUCCGGAGCUGGAGCACGUGCUGCUGCAGCUGGAUGUUGCCCAGAAGAAGGAACAGCACUUGCAGUCGGAGGUGACUCGUCUCGAGAACAGCCUGGUGUCUUCAAACGCCAGGUGUGUGCAGCUGAGGGAGGAGCUGGGUGAGAAUAUCAAAGAGCUGCAGUCCAUGGUAGACCACCAGACUGAGUCAAAGGCAGAGAUUAAAAAGCUCAAAGAGCAGCUCUCUCACUCUGAACAAACCCGCAGCAGUGAACUGGAAGGGAUGAAAAGGGAGAUCUCCAGGUUGACACAGGAGCUGCACCAGCGGGACAUCACCAUUGCAUCGACAAGCGGCUCCACAUCAGACCUGGAACAGCGGCUGAAGGCAGAAGUUGAAAGAGCAGAGAGGAAAGCAGUGGAGCACAGGGUAGUUCUGGUCCAGCUGGAAACCUUGAGGCUGGAAAACCGUCAUCUCUCAGAGAAGCUGGAAAAAACCAAGUGUGGUAUGCUGGAGGGAAAAGAUGUGACCCUGAGAGCACUCAGGGAAGAUUGUGCUGUGGAGCUGCACAAGCUCAAGUCUGAGAACCAGCAGCUGCGGAAGGACCUUGCGGAGGCCCGGGCGAAGCUGGAAGUCAGUGUGUGGCUCGGCCCGGGUGAACCUCAGGGCACUGCCCAGCAGGAGCCAGGCAAAGAGCCCCAGACCAGGGGUGUGCAGCACAGGACGGCUUGGGGAGCACAGCACAUGCACGAUGAACAAGCAGCCAGGAUACAUCUCCAGCCUGAUGGGACUGCUCAGCAUCAUCACAGGGAGCCCCAGAGAUGUGGGGCUGCUGAAAUGGGACCUGUGCCUCCCGAGGUGGGUGAGUCACCCUCCCAGACCAGCAGGGAGAACUGCCAGGAGUCACCUACCUUGCUGGGAGCAGAGCCUUCUCUCCAUAUGGUGGAUGGAAACAAAGAUUUUGCAGAUGAAGCAUCCAAACAGCCUGUCUCAAAUAAUCAGAGAGAAUCUGUGCCUUUGUGCCCCUUGCCUACAGCUUCUGUUGGAUCAAUAGCUGCAAGAUACCUGGAAGAGGAAGAAGUGAGAUCCCAGCACAUCCUGGAAUGUCUGAAUGCUCACAUUGAGGAACUGAAAAAAGAGAGUGCAAAGAUAGUGAGACGAUUUGAACAGCAGGAGUGAUGUUUCUUGUGGAAUUGGAAUGCUGGAAUAUGUGAUUCCAAACUGUGACUGAGGUGGUGCCUCUAAACCACUUGCCAUCAGAAUUUGAGAGGCCGUGCCUCCCACUUGGAACUGAAUCAGCAGGAUGGGAGCUGAGGGAAAGGAGCUCCUCUCUAACGUGUUUGUUCUGAUGAAAGGUAUUACACCACAAACAUUUUAGUCAGCUUGGAAGGUCAGAGACCUGCAUCAGAGCUCACAAAGACUUUGGUGUUUUUAAAAAGCAAACCACUUGCUAAUUUUUAUGUAAAGUAUUUAAAGUAUGUUUUAUACAUGCAAAAGCAUUGAAAUAAACCAGAAUGACAAAUA